Messenger RNA from Fusarium verticillioides 7600, 1584 nucleotides. RefSeq lists its product as hypothetical. Bases 284 to 1153 code for a protein of 289 amino acids. Lineage: Eukaryota; Fungi; Ascomycota; Sordariomycetes; Hypocreales; Nectriaceae. The record is from RefSeq and is a predicted model, not a curated record. The transcript is spliced from 2 exons.
UCUUUAGAGAGUGCUUGAUCAGGCAAGAUCUCAUCAUGAAGUAUAGAAUGUGAUAUAUCUGCCAAGAGAAAGCUAUCUCUUGGUCUGUCCCCAAACUUGGCAUCAUAUACUAGCUUCAUCAUGAUCAUGCCCGCCACCAUGUCGUGUCGGUCAAAUACCAGUACACCCCACGGUGAAGGACGGUUAUCGGCCCAUCUAUCCACGCCCAUGACACCUCAGGUAAGGGGGGCAUUGACCACGGUGUGGCCAUGAGGGCCUUUGUUACUGAGGCUGCCAGGAUGAUAUGUCGUAUCCUCAACGAGUUGGGCAUCUCCUGCGAGAGAAUUUUUGUAAGGGGCUGAUGAGUUUAAAAGCCCGUGUAUCCCCCAGGUCUUGGAUGGUUAUAAAGUCUAGCUUCAUAUCUCAAUUCAAGCUCAUCAUAUCUCUCAUACUUCUCACAUCACUCACUCACUCACUCACUUACAUCAAAAUGGAAGCCAUCAAGAACAACUCUAUUGUCUCAAGCGUCGAGAUCGACAUCGACACCACCCGAAAAACCGCUGUCAACGCCGCAAUUGACAUCUUCACAAUUGAUCAAGGGCACGUCAGCCUCCCCAAAGACCUCUGCCCUCUCGACGCCCUCUCCAGCAUUCUCCGCAGCAUCUCCUCAGUCUUCGAGCUCGACGUCAGCGCCGAUCUCGACCUAACAUGCCGCAACAUCCUGCACCGCAUCCUCCAAUCCAUUUUCGACACAAACACCCAAUCCGCCCUCGAAGAAGACUCCGAGAUCUUUGCCCACCUGAGCUCCAAGCAAAAAGCCCGUAUCCUCGCACAAGCCAUCGCUGCCUUCGCCGUGAUCUUCCAGCGCUUGGCUCAGACCGGUGAGAAGGUCACUUAUGGCGUUCUUAACCGUGAGGUGCAGCUCUUCACGGAGAGUGACCAGCGCCCAUUGAUGCAGAGUCUCAUUGAGGGUGAUGCUGUCUUUGAGAAUUGUUCUCGUAAGAGCGACGUUGCUGAAGCUAUCCUCUCUGCUAUCGACGCAGACGAAGACGCUGCGACACCUCAGCCCGUUGCUGCAGAUGACAAGCAAGAUUUUAUGUUCUCCCCCAGCGCAGCCCAAGACCACAAGAACAUGGGCAUUCCCUGGGGCUUCAGCAUCAUGGCGAUCAACUAAACCACAUCACGAACUUUCAAACUUGACGACUGGCGUUUUUUAAGGGACUCUCCGAUUAGCGCGGCGCUCAUAAAGUGCCAGGUAUUUGCAUUAUAAUAAUCCGCGUACUGUAGAAUAUAACUCAACUCAUGGUCUAUUUUUCUUUCCUCUCUCGUCAUUACUGAGGUGCUUCCUUGCCCUGGCUUUGAGCUGCAGUCUGGAUCUGAAUGAUCUCUGUCUUUUUCUUCUCCAGCUUCUCUUGCGUCUCCUUGAUUGUGUCUUCUAGUCGUGUACUGAGAAUAUUAGCAUGCGACAUGUAGUGAGGGGGAAGAAUAGUCACAUUUCACUACUAAUAAAGUCUAGACGGCCCUUGACUGUGUUCUCAGCCUCAAAUUUGUCUUGCUUCAGCAGCACUGGCCCAGCGAGCUUGUAGAUUGUCUCUCCCUCUUGUA